This is a messenger RNA of Betta splendens (Siamese fighting fish), 2136 nucleotides long. Its product is annotated as hyaluronidase-5-like. The record is from RefSeq and is a predicted model, not a curated record. The transcript has 3 exons. The coding region runs from base 25 to 1350 and encodes 441 amino acids. Gene Ontology annotation, biological process: carbohydrate metabolic process; hyaluronan catabolic process. Gene Ontology annotation, cellular component: acrosomal vesicle. Lineage: Eukaryota; Metazoa; Chordata; Actinopteri; Anabantiformes; Osphronemidae. Gene Ontology annotation, molecular function: hyalurononglucosaminidase activity.
CUUCUAUCGUCCGGUGCCGCCAUCAUGGCCCUGUUCUUCCUGUUUUGGGUCACAAUCUUAAUGUCUAUUAGUAUCAUUCACACUUUGCCUCCUACCGCCCCCCCGCUGAUCCCAGACCACCCCUUCGUGGCCAUAUGGAACGCUCCUGUGGACCAGUGCCGAAGGCUGGACCUGGUGCUGGACACUGGGGCCUUCCAGGAGGUGACGACACCCGCCACCGUGCCCGGUCAGUACCUCUCCCUCUUCUUCGAGGAGCGCCUGGGCAAUUACCCUAGAAUCGACAGGAACAACGUGAGCCACCACGGAGCCGUCCCCCAAAGAGUCGACCUGACAGAGCAUCUGGCCAAGGCGAAAAAGCAGAUUAACAGUUACAUCCCCAAGGAUUCCAGUCCUGGACUGGCCGUCAUUGACUGGGAGUCGUGGCGUCCGCUGUGGGACCAGAACUGGGGCUCAAAACGAAUGUAUCAGAGUCUGUCCCGCGUUUAUGCUGAAGAACAGGCCCCGCAUUUAUCCUCCCAGGCCGCCUCUAAAGCCGCCAAGCAUCAGUUUGAGCGCGCGGCCCGCUCCUUGAUGGAGGAGACCCUCCGCCUCGGGGUCCGAGAGCGUCCCAGCCGCCGCUGGGGCUUCUACCUGUUCCCCGACUGCUACAACUACGGCUGGGAGACGCCUGCGUACACGGGGAGGUGCUCCGAUAAGACCCAGAGGCAGAACGAGCAGAUGCUGUGGCUGUGGGAGCGCAGCACCGCCCUCUUCCCCUCCAUCUACCUCCCCCAGUCGCUCCACAGCUCCCACAACGCCGCGCUCUACGUGCGGCACCGCGUCCAGGAGGCCGUGAGGGUGGCGGCGCUGCCCAGACGUCCGUUCACGAGCCCGGUCUACGUCUACUCCAGGCCGCUGUACAGGGACCAGAACACCAGGUUCCUCAGCGAGAUGGACCUGGUGAGUUCUGUGGGAGAGAGCGCCGCUCUGGGAGCUGCAGGAGUUGUGAUGUGGGGCUCCAGCAAAGACUUCACCACAAAGGAGGCCUGUGAGUCCCUGUCCCACCACCUGACCUCCUCCUUGAACCCGUACCUCACCAACGUGACGGCGGCCGCCAUGCUGUGCAGCCAGGCCCUGUGCCAGGGGAGGGGCCGCUGCGUCAGGAAGAGGCACGACUCCAGCCACUACCUGCACCUCGACCCCCAGCGCUUCAUGGUGCUGCAGGCCGGAGGGAAGUACGUGGCCGUGGGGGUUCCUUCUGAGGCCGCGCUCAGAGACUGGGAGGAGAGGUUCACCUGCCAGUGCUACGCGGGGUCUCCGUGUGAGGCCAAACUGGUGCCUCUGACCAAAGUCAAAGCCAUCUGGGUCUGAUGUAUUUUUUCUUUUGGUUUUAUGGUAGGUGGUGUUCAGCAUUAGGGGCAGUACCACCACCUACUAUGCUGUAUGUGGAUCAAUUAGAAUACCAAAAGAUAAAUGCUGCUCAUAUUUCUCUCAAACGUCACCAAAGCUCUUGACACAGUCACCCUGUGCUUCACAUCCAUGUAUCCCCUGCUGUCUCCCUCUAACAUGUGCCUCUGAAUCGUUCUGUUCACACCAACCAACAGCGAGCACUUAUUUAGUUUUGUGUGACCCAAUUUUAACCUUGACAUUAUAUUGUCCUCCUUUAUUCCCUCCUGUUGCCCCAAUGCUGCACUUGUUCCCGCUGUCCCAGUGAUCUUGUCCCUGUGGAUGAUUUUACUUUUGAUUGUGGUUUUAGCUUCUGUUUUGCUUGACUGCAUCAUUUGCCAUGCGGUUCCCUUUAUUUUCCUUGUGAGCCAGUAUCCACAUACAUGUAACUGCUGUCUUUUAACUGGUGCAUUCUGGAUAGUGCUUCAUAGAUUUCACUAUAUAUACACAAUAGAUUUCAUAGACUCUGAGCACAGAACAACUGGCUGGUUUAACGUGCCCUGCAAUGCUACUGUAAUAGCCAAGAAUUCUACUGUACAACCUGCAAGAUGGUCUGAUGUUCUUUUUUUAACAAUGCUUGUUAAACUGGAUGGUAAAUGCAUAUCCUGUCCUUCCUGUGAUUGUGAACCAACCAACACUGAUGACUAAUCUGACUCUUUGAGAAGAUGAUUGGUGAAUAUUAGUGUUUUAGUUUUUCCUAUAAGGAUUGUU